Syngnathus typhle (broad-nosed pipefish) is the source of this 3798-nucleotide messenger RNA. It is a transcript of the gene rasgrf1, whose product is annotated as Ras protein specific guanine nucleotide releasing factor 1. Gene Ontology annotation, molecular function: guanyl-nucleotide exchange factor activity; protein binding. Gene Ontology annotation, biological process: positive regulation of GTPase activity; Ras protein signal transduction. Gene Ontology annotation, cellular component: plasma membrane. Bases 28 to 3798 code for a protein of 1256 amino acids. The record is from RefSeq and is a predicted model, not a curated record. The transcript is spliced from 27 exons. Lineage: Eukaryota; Metazoa; Chordata; Actinopteri; Syngnathiformes; Syngnathidae.
CGCGCUCAAGUCUUCUCUCCACCAAAAAUGCAGAAGGGAAUACGGCUGAAUGACGGUCAUGUCACCUACUUGGGGCUUUUGGCGAAGAAGGACGGAACAAGACGCGGCUGCUUGAGCAAGAAAAGCUCGGACAACACUAAAUGGCACACCAAGUGGUUUGCGCUUUUGCAAAACAUGCUCUUUUAUUUCGAGAACGAGUCCAGUUCUCGUCCCUCGGGAUUGUACCUGUUGGAGGGAUGCAUAUGCGACAGAGCGCCUUCGCCCAAACCUUCGCUCUCGGCCAAGGAGUGUUUGGAAAAGCAGUAUUACUUCACGAUCAGCUUCACUCACGAAAACCAAAAGGCGCUCGAGUUACGGACAGAAGAUGUGAAGGACUGCGAUGAAUGGGUGGGCGCCAUAUCGCACGCCAGUUACAGAAACUUGGCCAACGAGCACGAGACCCUCAUGCAGAAGUAUCUUCAUCUGCUUCAAAUUGUGGAGACGGAGAAAACGGUUGCUAAGCAACUUCGACAACAGAUAGAAGACGGGGAAAUCGAGAUCGAGAGGCUCAAGUCCGAGAUUGCAGGGCUGCUAAAAGACAACGAGAAGAUCCACGCCAGUCCCACGGCGGCCCCGACUGAGGAUGACUCGGAAAUCAAGAAGAUCAAAAAGGUCCAGAGCUUCCUGCGCGGCUGGAUCUGCAGGAGGAAAUGGAAGACCAUCAUCCAGGAUUACAUCCGCUCGCCACAUGCCGAGAGCAUGAGGAAGAGGAACCAGGUGGUGUUCAGCAUGUUGGAUUCGGAAGCCGAGUACGUGCAGCAGCUGCACAUCUUGGUCAACAACUUCCUCAGGCCGCUCCGCAUGGCCGCCAGCUCCAAGAAACCGCCAAUCACCCACGACGACGUCAGCAGUAUAUUCCUCAACAGUGAAACUAUCAUGUUUCUACAUCAGAUCUUCUACCAGGGGUUAAAAGCCAGAAUAGCCAGCUGGCCAACGUUGGUGCUGGCCGACCUGUUCGACAUCCUGCUGCCUAUGCUGAACAUCUACCAGGAGUUUGUGAGGAAUCACCAGUACAGCCUCCAAAUCCUGGCCCACUGCAAGCAGAACCGGGACUUUGAUAAGCUGCUGAAGCAGUACGAGGCCAAGCCCGACUGCGAGGAGAGAACUCUGGAGACCUUCCUCACCUACCCCAUGUUCCAGAUUCCCCGUUACAUCCUUACGCUUCAUGAACUUCUUGCCCACACGCCUCAUGAACACAUAGAGAGGAACAGCCUGGACUACGCCAAAUCUAAGCUGGAGGAGCUUUCGAGAAUUAUGCACGACGAAGUGAGCGAGACAGAGAACAUCCGAAAGAACCUAGCCAUCGAACGCAUGAUCGUGGAGGGCUGCGAGAUCCUCCUGGACACCAGCCAGACUUUUGUAAGACAAGGUUCUCUCAUCCAGGUCCCAUUGAGCGAGAAGGGCAAGAUCACCCGCGGGCGCCUGGGCUCUCUGUCUUUAAAGAAGGAAGGGGAGAGGCAGUGCUUUCUCUUCUCCAAGCAUCUAAUCAUCUGCACUAGGGGAUCCGGUGGAAAGCUUCAUCUCACCAAGAAUGGUGUGGUCUCUCUUAUAGACUGCACUCUUAUGGAGGACCCUGAGGGCACUGAUGAUGAGUCCAAAUCAGACAAAGGCGGCCAGGACAUGGAGCACCUGGACUUCAAGAUUGUGGUGGAGCCAAAGGACAGUCAGUCAUUUACAGUCAUCUUGGUGGCAUCUUCCAGGCAGGAGAAGUCUGCGUGGACCAGUGACAUCAGCCAGUGCAUUGACAACAUCCGCUGCAACGGCCUCAUGAUGAACGCCUUUGAGGACAACUCCAAAGUCACCGUCCCACAGAUGAUCAAGUCCGACUCGAGUCUGUACUGCGACGACGUGGACAUCCGCUUCAGCAAGAUGAUGAACUCCUGCAAGGUGCUGCAGAUCCGCUACGCCAGCGUGGAACGUCUGUUGGAGAGGCUGACCGACCUGCGCUUCCUCUCCAUCGACUUCCUCAACACGUUCCUGCACUCCUAUCGCGUGUUCACCACUGCCGACGUGGUGCUGGAUAAACUCAUCACCAUCUACAAGAAGCCCAUCAGCGCAAUCCCUGCUCGGUCCCUGGAGUUGUUCUUUGCCAGCAGUCAGAAUAACAAACUCCUGUACGGAGAGCCGCCGAGUUCCCCCAGGGCCAGCAGGAAGUUCUCCUCUCCUCCUCCCUUGGCCAUCGCUAAGAACUCGUCCCCGAACCGGCGGCGCAAGCUCUCCCUCAACAUCCCCAUCAUCACCGGAGGCAAAGCUCUCGACCUGGCCGCCCUGAGCUGCUCCUCCAACGGCUAUGCAAGCAUGUACUCGUCCAUGUCCCCCUUCAGCAAGACCACCUUGGACAUCAACAAACUCUACGUGUCCAGCCCGAUUACCAGCAAAAUACCAGACGAGGGGGAGGACAAGAAAGACAAGAUGGAGGAGACCUCGGUAUGCAAACAAGAUCUCUCCGUGCGGGAAGAAAGCGACAAGGAUCAAAACCAGAGCGAUGACGCCGACCAAGAAGCCUCGCCUACAAAGUCGCCGACUACGCCGAAAAACAUCAAAUGCAAAAACUCCUCAGAGUUCUCUCUGUUCUCCUACAACAAUGGCAUGGUGAUGUCCUCAUGUCGAGAGUUGGACAACAACCGCAGUGCGCUGUCCGCCGCCUCCGCCUUCGCCAUCGCUACCGCCGGAGCCAACGAGGGAACCCCCACCAAGGAAAAAUAUCGAAGGAUGUCCCUCGCCAGCACAGGCUUCCCAACAGAUCAGAGGAACGGGGACAAAGAAUUUGUGAUCAGACGAGCAGCGACCAACCGAGUUCUGAAUGUUCUCAGACACUGGGUGUCCAAACACUCACCGGACUUUGAGAGUAACAAUGAGUUGAAAACAAAGGUUAUCGCCUUCCUCGAGGAAGUGAUGCAUGAUCCCGAGCUGCUGACUCAAGAGAGAAAAGCAGCCGCCAAUAUCAUCAGAACUCUGACUCAAGAUGAUCACGGUGACAAUCAAAUUGCUCUUGAAGAUGUGACCCAACUGGUGGGCUCAGGGAAGGCCGACCCCUUUGAGAACCACUCAGCCUUGGAGGUGGCCGAGCAGCUCACCCUUCUGGACCAUCUGGUUUUUAAAGUCAUCCCAUAUGAGGAAUUUUUUGGUCAAGGCUGGAUGAAGAACGACAAGAAUGAGAAGACACCUUACAUCAUGAGGACCACCAAGCACUUCAACAAUAUAAGCAACCUUAUCGCCACGGAGAUCCUGCGCUCGGAAGACGUGCUGACCCGAGUGGCGGUCAUUGAGAAAUGGGUGGCAGUCGCCGACAUUUGCCGAUGUCUCCAUAACUACAACGCCGUGCUUGAGAUCACCUCGUCCCUCAAUCGAAGUUCUGUCUUCCGUCUCAAAAAGACGUGGCUCAAGGUGUCCAAGCAGACAAAAGGCCUGAUUGACAAGCUGCAGAAGCUGGUAUCUUCAGAGGGGAGGUUCAAAAACCUCAGAGAGGCUCUGAAGAACUGCGAUCCCCCGUGUGUUCCCUAUCUGGGCAUGUACCUCACAGACCUGGCCUUCAUCGAGGAGGGAACACCAAAUUACACCGAAGAUAAUUUGGUCAACUUUUCAAAGAUGAGAAUGAUUUCGCACAUCAUCAGAGAAAUCCGACAGUUUCAACAAACGGCAUACAAGCUCGAUCUUCAACCCAAGGUAGUCCAGUACCUACUGGACAGGAGCUUCGUUCUGGAUGAAGAAAGCAUGUAUGAAGCAUCCCUCAGAAUUGAGCCUAAAGUGUCCAACUGA